This is a messenger RNA of Pneumocystis jirovecii RU7, 1647 nucleotides long. RefSeq lists its product as uncharacterized. Gene Ontology annotation, molecular function: medium-chain fatty acid-CoA ligase activity. The record is from RefSeq and is a predicted model, not a curated record. Bases 1 to 1647 code for a protein of 548 amino acids. Gene Ontology annotation, biological process: fatty acid metabolic process. Lineage: Eukaryota; Fungi; Ascomycota; Pneumocystomycetes; Pneumocystales; Pneumocystaceae. The transcript has 10 exons.
AUGAAAAAUCAAAAAUUAUUCUCUUUUUCUCUAAUUUUUCAAAAAAAAACUUUACAACAAAACUUAUCAACACUUCCAAUGACUCCAAUUUUUAAAAAACUAAUAGAAAAUGACAAAAGAUCAACAUCUAUUGAGUUUAAACAAUACAACGAGUCUUUUUCUUAUAGUGAUUUAGUUCAUUGUAUAUUAGCUUUUAAAUCUUCUUUACAAGAAAUUAAACAUUGUAAAGAUUUGGAAGAAAAAAGAAUAGGAAUUUUUAUUGAACCAGGAUUUAUGUAUACAACAUCAAUUUUUGGAAUAUGGGCAGCAGGAGGAAUUGCUGUUCCUAUAUGUAUAACUCAUCCUAUUUCUGAAAUAGAGUAUGUAAUAGAGGAUUGUCAGGUGGAAAUUAUUAUUACAAGUGUAGCUCUUAAAGAGCGUCUUAAAAGUAUGACAGCACAUAUUAAUAGAUAUAUUUAUAUUCAUGUACUUUCAAAAUCUAUUUUAAUACAAGAGAAAAAAGAAACUCAAAAACUUUUACCAUUUAAUUUGGAUAGAGGCGCGUUAAUAAUAUAUACAUCUGGGACUACAGGAUUACCUAAGGGAGUUUUAACAACACAUAAAAAUAUUUCUACCCAAGUUAUGUCUCUAGUUAGUGCAUGGAAAUACUCUCCGAAAGAUAGAUUAUUACAUAUUUUACCUUUACAUCAUAUUCAUGGUAUAAUUAAUGCAUUAAUAUGCCCAUUAUAUGCAGGAGGAACUAUAGAAUUUUUGCAAAAGUUUAGUGCCAAAGAUGUUUGGUUUAGAUUUUUGGAUUUAGGAUCUCCUCAAAUUUCUCAAUUCAUGGCGGUUCCUACUAUUUAUUAUAAGCUUGUUGAUUAUUAUGAAAAGCAUGGAGUUGGAAUUAGUAAUAGUGAAUUAAAAUCUAGAAUGAAAAACAUACGUUUAAUGGUUUCUGGUUCAGCAAAACUUCCAAUACUUUUAAGGAAAAAAUGGCAUGAUAUUACUGGACAAAUUUUAUUAGAAAGAUAUGGAAUGACAGAAACUGGAAUGAUUUUAAGUGGAGGUCUAGAACUUGAAAAACGAUUAGAAGGAAGUGUAGGAUGGGAAUUACCUUAUAUUAAUGUACGUUUAGUGAAUACAAAUGGAUCAAUAAAUGAAGGUGAAAUUUGGGUUAAUGGAGAUACUGUUUUCAAAGAAUAUUUUAAUAAACCAGAUGCAACAAAAAAGGCGUUUGUAUAUGAAAAAGAUGGCACAAAGUGGUUCAAAACCAAUGACAUAGCAACUAAAACAAAAGAAGGAGCCUAUAUUAUUCAUGGAAGACAAAAUAUAGAUAUUAUAAAAUAUAGUGGAUAUAAAAUUUCUGCUUUUGAAAUUCAACAGAAAAUUCUAUUACUACCAUAUAUUCGUGAAGUUGCUAUAAUUGGUAUUGAUGAUGAAAUAUGGACUCAAAGAGUUGCAGCUUUUGUGACACUCACUUCAGAUAAAAAAGAAUUAACUUUGAAUGAUUUAAGAUCAGAUUUAAGAAAUAUGUUAGCUAGUUAUAAACUCCCUACAAUAUUAAAAAUUUUACCUAACGGUAUUCCUAAAAAUGACAUGGGGAAAGUAAAUAAAAGAAACUUAAUUGAAGAGUUUAAUUAUGGAGAUAUACAAAAAUGGUCUAAUUAA